GGAGCCUAAACAUUCAAGCCUGUCAGUCAUCAUUAAGGGCAUAUACACUCACCUGAAGGAUUAUUAGGAACACCUGUUCAAUUUUUCAUUAAUGCAAUAAUUUAAUCAACCAAUCACAUAUCAGUUGCUUCAAUGCAUUAAGGGGUGUGGGCCUGGUCAAGACAAUCUUCUGAACUCCAAAUUGAAUGUCAGAAUGGGAAAGAAAGGUGAUUUUUACAAUUUUGAGCGUGGCAUGGUUGUUGGUGCCAGACGGGCCGGUCUUUCACAAUCUGCUCAGUUACUUGGAUUUUCACGCACAACCAUUUCCAGGGUUUACAAAGAAUGGUGUGAAAAGGGAAAAACAUCCAGUAUGCGGCAGUCCUGUGGGUGAAAAUGCCUUAUUGAUGCUAGAGGUCAGAGGAGAACGGGCCGACUGAUUCAAGCUGAUAGAAGAGCAACUUUGACUGAAAUAACCACAUGUUACAAUCGAGGUAUGCAGCAAAGCAUUUGUGAAGCCACAACACGCACAACCUUGAGGCAGAUGGGCUACAACAGCAGAAGACCUCACCGGGUACCACUCAUCUCCACUACAAAUAGGAAAAAGAGGCUACAAUUUGCACAAGCUCACCAAAAUUGGACAAUAAAAGUCUGGAAAAAUGUUGCCUGGUCUGAUGAGUUUUUUGCAUUUAUGUUGAGAAAUUCGGAUGGUAGAGUCAGAAUUUGGCGAAAACAGAAUGAGAAUAUGGAUCCAUCAUGCCUUGUUACCACAGGCUGGUGGUGGUGGUGUAAUGGUGUGGGGGAUGUUUUCUUGGCACACUUUAGGCCCCUUAAUGCCAAUUGGGCAUCGUUUAAAUGCCACGGCCUACCUGAGCAUUGUUUCUGACCAGGUCCAUCCCUUUAUGACCACCAUGUACCCAUCCUUUGAUUGGCUACUUCCAGCAGGAUAAUGCACCAUGUCACAAUGCUCGAAUAAUUUCAAAUUGGUUUCUUUAACAUGACAAUGAGUUCACUGUACUAAAAUUUCCCCCACAGUCACCAGAUCUCAGCCCAAUAGAGCAUCUUUGGGAUGUGGUGGAACGGGAGCUUCGUGCCCUGGAUGUGCAUCCCACAAAUCUCCAUCAACUGCAAGAUGCUAUCCUAUCAGUAUGGGCCAACAUUUCUAAAGAAUUCUUUCAGCACCUUGUUGAAUCAAUGCCACGUAGAAUUAAGGCAGUUCUGCAGGUGAUAGGUGGUCAAACACAGUAUUAGUAUGGUGCUCCUAAUAAUCCUUUAGGUGAGUGUAUAAGGCAGCCUUCGGGCCUCAGGUUUGCUCUCUCUGAAGGUUAAGAGCUCUGGUGCAAAGCUCCCUUUGAGGACAGGAAGCCAAGUUCGUUUACCAUUUACCAUUAAGAUCUGAAUGCGUAGGCAAACUAAUGAAUUAACAUUUAGUACAAGGAGUGCUACAAAACAAUUUCAAUGAAUCUGCAUUGUAAUUAAUUAGGUUAUUCAUUUGGUAAAACUCUGAAUAAAGAUAGACAUAUGUACACAUCAAUAGACCAAUUAGACAGUUUAAAAAUCCUUUUCACACCCAUAUGUGAAUAACUGGGUGGACUUAUGAUGUCACUGCAGAGCAUAGAGAAAGUGAAACUAACUUGAUGAACAACAUGAAGCUUUAAUAAUCUAAACGACUGUAUCGGUCUUUACCAACAGAAUGAUUUUUUAAGUCAUUGUAAGAUUGUAGUGAACACAGCUGAUACUCAUUUACAGAAGAUUUAUCAGGAGACAUGAGGAAGUGCAGUCCGUGGAUGUUCCUGCCCCUAAUGUUUUCUCUCUUCACAGCUGCUGGCCUCUGGGUUGUGUAUUUUAUUGCUGUAGAGGAUGAGAAAAUUUCCCCCCUAACUUCAGAGUACAAAAGGGAAGAAUCAAAGUCUCCUCCUUAUAUCAGCAUUGCUGGCAAUGCCCCUCCUGCAAGCUGCGUUUUCAGUCAGGUCAUGAACAUGGCAUCCUUUGUAGGAUUUAUCCUUGGAGUGCUGAGAUAUCUGCAGCUGAAACCUAAGGUGCAUAAACCCUGGCUUAACAUUGGCAGUUUAGUGGCUAUGUCCCUUGCCUGCUUCGGUAUGACACUAGUUGGGAAUUUUCAGCUGUCAAAUGACGAGGAGCUGCAUAAUAUUGGCACAUCCAUGACCUUUGGCCUAGGCACGCUCUUCUGUUGGGUACAGUCCUUUAUGACCCUGAAGGUCAACUUGAGAAAUGAAGGCAAACGAGCCGGCAUCCCCCGCUUCUUAUUGUCUGGAGCUGUCACUUCUUGCAUGCUGCUCUAUUUUGCUCUAAUGGCACAGCGGCUACACAUGCAUGCUGCCCGGGCACAGUGGGCUCUGGUUAUGUUCUUCCUGACAUACCUGGGCACAUUUGCCAUAGAGUUCCGUCAUUAUCAUUUUGAGAUAGUGUGUAGCGUAGACCAGGACCCUCCACUUAGCCUGUCUGAAACUUUCUCUGAGGUCUCAGAGUACCAAUCAGACCAGCUGUAGUCCAACUUCAAAAUGUCUGUCAAGUACGGUUUUGCAAGUUUCAGUCAUGCAUGUAAAUAGAAUGUAACCUCUCCAGACAAAUCUCUGGAUGAUUUUUCUGAAUGUCUAGAUAUGACUUUUAAAAGCAAGUGUCUUGCAAUGCACAAAGACUUACUGUGAUGUGUUUCCUGUUUAUUUGUGAAUCAAGCAUCAGAGACACUUACAAAAUAAGAGAAUAUAAAUACAGGAUGUUUUUCUUGGCACAUAUUGUCUUUUUACAAUUUAAGUUAUGCUUUCUUUAAUUUAAAUGGUUCAACAUAGUGUAGACACUAAUAAACUUUUUACAAUUUACAGUUAAAGGAAUAAUUCUUGUUUUGUGAUUACUUAUAUUUUUUCUCCAAAACAGUUUGUUGCUUUUUUAACACUGAACACAAAUUAAGAUUUUUAAGAAUUUUCAGGCCAAUUUUAAGAGUUUGCACUAACAUGUAAUCCUCAUAUGAUAAUGAAUGCAUAUUUGGUGUGGCCCAAACACAGAGUACUCCCCCCUCCUAGAUUGGGAUGGGUACCAGUCAAGAGUGAGGCAAAAUGGUGGCAGAAGAAUGCUGCCAAACUGUCACAUGACAACAAGUGAGGGGCAGCUAUUUAUACGGACCUCUUUUCAUGCUCCUGACCUGACUACCUGAACAAUGUU
Misgurnus anguillicaudatus (oriental weatherfish) is the source of this 3156-nucleotide messenger RNA. Lineage: Eukaryota; Metazoa; Chordata; Actinopteri; Cypriniformes; Cobitidae. The record is from RefSeq and is a predicted model, not a curated record.